Molecule: messenger RNA, 2426 nt
Organism: Mizuhopecten yessoensis (Yesso scallop)
Lineage: Eukaryota; Metazoa; Mollusca; Bivalvia; Pectinida; Pectinidae
Product: sodium- and chloride-dependent GABA transporter 2-like
Exons: 15
Coding region: 231-2003 (590 amino acids)
Biological process (GO): sodium ion transmembrane transport
Cellular component (GO): membrane
Source: RefSeq, a predicted model, not a curated record
UUGAGCGUUCAUGCGAGAACGCGGGUGAAUUUGUUGUUGUCCACUUGUCGGGUAGUUUUGUACCCAAUUCCACCGGGAUGGCAUUCAUGUAGCAAGGCCAGACAGCAGACUGGGAAAGAACAUACCACAGCUUUAUUGGAUGAACGUUAUCACUAAGAUUCUCCACCAAAUAUAUCCUACAUCCCGCAGUACUAGUCACGAGUUGAUACGGUAGCCCGAACGUGGAUGAGAUGAACGAUGAGGCACUACAAGAGACCCCCUGCUUAAUGGAGCCAGGACAGCUGAAUACAGAAACUGGCAUUACGAAGCGGGACCAAUGGGCAAGAAAAACGGAGUUCCUCAUGUGUGCUAUAAGUGGUGCUGUAGGUAUUGGGAACAUAUGGAGGUUUCCGUAUCUGUGCUACAAGAAUGGUGGGGGUGCUUUCUUGGUACCUUACCUGGUGUUUCUAGUGUUGGUUGGAUUACCGAUGUAUAUAUUGGAGAUAGGCCUGGGACAAUACAUGCAAAAGGCUGGAUUUGAAUUAUGGAACAUUUGUCCUUUAUUUAAAGGCCUUGGCGUAUCAGCUAUAUUCAUUAUGUUCUUUGUGAACAUUUUUUACGUAAUGGUUCUGAAUUGGAGUGCUUUUUACUUUGUCAUGAGUCUGACGUCAGAGCUACCCUGGGCUACCUGCGAUAAUGAAUGGAACACUCCGAUGUGUGUCACAGGAGCAAAAAGUAAUUCCUCAAACACAAGCAUAACAGUGGAUUCCACAGUAGAGUUUUGGAGACAUCGGACCCUCCAGAUGUCUGACAGUAUCGAAUCACCAGGCGGUAUGGUCAUGGAACUGGUCAUGUGUUCCCUGGUCGUGUGGAUAGUGUCGUAUCUGUGUGUCUGCCGGGGAAUCAAAGUCACGGGAAAGGUAAUGUAUGUGACCACACUCUUUCCCUACGUGAUACUGACAAUCCUCCUCAUACGUGGAGUCACAUUAGAUGGAGCGAAAGAAGGCAUCAGGUUUUACCUGGAACCGAAUUUCACACAUCUUCAAAAUUAUCAAGUUUGGAUUGACGCUGGGACACAGAUAUUCUUCUCACUAGGAUUAACGCUUGGAGCAUUGCAGAUGAUUGGUUCUUACAACAAAGUACAUCAUAACUUCUACAGGGACUGCUUCGUCAUUGCCGCCAUCAAUAGUCUCACAAGUAUAUAUGGAGGAUUUGCAGUCUUUUCUAUCCUUGGAUUCAUGGCAAAAAGUCAAGGAUUACCGAUUUCUGAAGUAGCUGAUGCAGGCCCUGGUCUCGCUUUCAUCACGUACCCUAAAGCUGUCACACAGAUGCCGUUAGCUCCAUUCUGGUCUGGUUUGUUCUUUUUGAUGCUUUUCACAGUUGGCCUUGGCAGUCAAAUUGUCGGCAUUGAGGCUGUUGUUACCCCUAUAGUAGAUCUCUACCCCCGGAGACUGAGGACAGUAAAAGGGAAGUUGAUAUUCUACGGCAUGUUUUGUGUUGUUUCAUUUCUAUUGGGAUUUGUCUUCCUAACUAAGGGUGGAAUAUACGUGUUUAAUCUCGUGGAAUAUUACGGCGCCAGUGGCAUGCUGCUUGUGUGGCAACUGAUGUGGGAGGCUAUAGCGAUAGGAUGGGUAGUCGGGGAUGACUAUUUCUACGAUGCCAUGGAGUACAUGCUGGGCUACAGGGUCGGACCGUGGGCCAGAAUUUCUUGGAAAUACCUUACCCCAACCUUAAGUAUAGCUCUGCUAGUCCUUCAAGGACUUCAUUUCAAUUUGUUGUCUGGAGCUGAGGGCUAUGAGUAUCCGGUCGGAGCACAUGCGUUUGGAAUUAUAUUAGGCCUCGUACCCAUAGUAAUAUUGAUGAUUGUUGCUAUUUGGCAGAUACUGCGUGCAUCCGGAUCCCUAGUACAGAGACUGAAGACAAUAUCGACCCCUGUAUAUGAUAGGUCACAGCACGCCUCCAGCACCAAUGGCGAGUUUACACAAAAACGCAAUUUGAUAGGUUUGAUGGACAUUAACAUUUGAUCUUAUUCUGUGUAUUUCGUAACAGACAAACACAGCGAGGACUUCUAGUACAAAAAAAAAUGUCUGCCUUAUUCAUCUUGAUAUUAAGUUAUAUUAGCAAAAUGAAAAUAUAGUAAAUACUGCCUCAUUUCGAGCCCUGUCUCUCAGAAAGCAAGAACUGACAAGACCCCUAACAAUUAGUCUUCAAUAAAUGUUUUGUCUCCAUAUACCAGGCAUUUGUAUUAUCAAUUAAACGGUGGGGAUGUCAAUGCUUUCGAUGUUUUGUCCAGGGACAAGGUGUCCUCAUCCCCUUUUCAUAAACCAUGAUUCUGUCUUUAUACGUUUAGAGAUUGCAACUAUUUUUGUAGUUUCUGUUGAUCGGUUACAAAAUAAAAAAAAUAAAAAUCUUGAAGAGUAACAGGCCAAUCGGACAACUUGAUUAUC